AAAAAUUUUAAAAUUGCCAAGAGAUGCAGUUGUGGUGGCGUUCUGGACCGUUGUUUUCUUUCUCAUUUCUUACAUUGCAAAGAGAUGCCUGAAUCAGACAUCUGAUGCAAAUAAUGACGGAGCGACUUUCGCUGUCCGCCGAACAACUCUCGUCCAUGGGAUUGCCAUUUCCGUCGUCGCCGAAUCCAAUUUCUCUCCACUUUCCGACGCAUCGUUCUUUCGCUUGCCCCCUCGUCGAUGCAACGAAACUCUUUUCUGUUUUCUCAAUGCCUUCGCCGAAUGAGAAAUGGGCUCAUUUCCACCGACCAAGACCAACGGCUUCACUGAGAAAUCUCAAAAUCAAGAACAGAAAUAUCAAAGCUCGAUUCAGCUCUUCGAAUAAUUCGAAUUCCACACCACAUGCCUCCAAUGGUGACUCAGAUUCUCCCGCUAAAACGAAACUUAUAGUAGUAAGCUCUCUAAUUGCCGUGUCACUAGCAAUCGCGAAUCGUGUGUUGUACAAGCUUGCUCUCGUUCCAUUGAAGGAAUAUCCAUUCUUCUUAGCUCAAUUGACUACGUUCGGAUAUGUUAUGGUAUAUUUUAGUAUAUUAUAUCUGCGGCGUCGGGCAAACAUUGUUACUGAAGAGAUGUUAUCUCUUCCAAAAUCGCGAUUCAUGGCCAUAGGUUUUCUUGAAGCGCUUGGAAUUGCAACGGGGAUGGCUGCGGCAGCUUCGCUUCCUGGUCCAGCAAUACCUAUACUCAGUCAGACUUUUUUGGUUUGGCAGCUCGUAUUUUCUGCCAUUUUGCUAGGUAGAAAGUACUCAUGGAAUCAAAUUGCGGGCUGUGUUAUUGUAACUGCUGGUUUAGCAGUUGCUGUUGGAAGUGGUUCUGAUGCAGGCCAAAUUCUGUCUGGAGUUGCACCUUUAUGGCCAGUAUUAAUGGUAGUUUCUAGUGCUUGUCAAGCUGCUGCAUCGAUUAUGAAGGAGUUUAUUUUCGUUGAUGCUGCAACCCGUCUCCGGGGGAAGUCACUAGACAUUUUUGUGGUCAAUUCUUUUGGAUCUGGAUUUCAGGCACUUUUUGUACUUCUCUUUCUGCCAUUUCUUUCGAACUUGAAAGGCAUACCUAUAGCCCAACUCCCCUCAUAUCUGAUGCAUGGUGCUGGUUGUUUUCUCAAUGUUGGUGCCAGAAGACCAGGUUGCGAAGGGGCUCCAUUGCUUCCUCUGCUUUACGUGAUCACAAAUUUGUCCUUCAACAUAACUGUGCUCAACGUAGUGAAGAAAUUUUCUGCAGUUGUCGCUUCCCUCGUUGUGAUGCUUUCAGUGCCAGUUUCAAUUUAUAUUCUAUCACUUCCAUUGCCAUUUCUACCUGAAGGCGCAAGCUUAAGCCCCCUCUUUCUCACUGGGAGUUCAAUGCUUGUAUUGGGUCUUGCUUUUUAUUACAUUCCACUGCCUUCAAAGAGAGAGGCCAAAACUGAUUGAUGUUACCACGAAACUGGCUCAGCUUGGCUCGUGGCAUUCGCAUGGUGGCUCGACUCCACUCAUUUUAUAAUUUAGAAAUUGUAAAAAUUAGGCCAGAAUACCAUUUUGCAUAAGAAAAUUUUCACACUGUUAUUUAAUUAUUUUGAUAAAAAAAAAUAUAUCAUGCGACUAAUUUUAAGUUUUAUUGAAAUUA
Cucumis melo (muskmelon) is the source of this 1650-nucleotide messenger RNA. RefSeq names its product protein CLT2, chloroplastic. The record is from RefSeq and is a predicted model, not a curated record. The transcript has 10 exons. The coding region runs from base 105 to 1457 and encodes 450 amino acids. NCBI's taxonomy places the organism in Eukaryota, Viridiplantae, Streptophyta, Magnoliopsida, Cucurbitales, Cucurbitaceae.